AUGCGUGCGUCGAUUUGUAGGCAGGCGGCUGAGUCAGACAGAACUGGGCCGGUCAAACUCACUCGUUCCGUGGUAGGGCAAACUAUUUGUACAAACGAAAUACAAAGUGUGCCAUCGGGCACUGAAAAUACCUCAUUUUCUGAACUUCUCCGAAAAUAUCGACUCUUCGUACACUUCCGGUUACUUCGAGGUUUCGCAAUUCUUCUAGAAAGUGGGCUAGAUGGCAGUAAGCACUGCUGGGUGAGGGGUCGACAGCAGCCUUGGACACCAAAACCACUAUGGAAGUGA
Protopolystoma xenopodis is the source of this 288-nucleotide messenger RNA. Lineage: Eukaryota; Metazoa; Platyhelminthes; Monogenea; Polystomatidea; Polystomatidae. The record is from the annotation of a GenBank genome assembly.